Pogona vitticeps (central bearded dragon) is the source of this 1345-nucleotide messenger RNA. NCBI's taxonomy places the organism in Eukaryota, Metazoa, Chordata, Lepidosauria, Squamata, Agamidae. The record is from RefSeq and is a predicted model, not a curated record.
GGCUGUUGAAUGAAAGCUUUCUCUGCUUGUGGGUGGAAUGGUUCUCUGCAGCCAACCUGUGGUGCUGACUGAGGUCUCCCUCUGCUGGUAGGCAAUGGGCAAUGCCACUGUGGCCGCUGUGAAUGCCACACAAACUACACUGGCAGUGCCUGCGAGUGCAGCCUGGAUACGAGCGGGUGCACACAGGAUGGUGCUGUGUGCAGUGGUCACGGGCAAUGUGUCUGCAACAGAUGCCAAUGUGAUGCAGGCUGGUUUGACAGCCACUGCAGCCGCUGCGCCGACUGCCAGACGCCCUGCGAGGAGCACAGGGACUGUGCGGAGUGCAAGAUCUUUGGAACCGGGCCGCUGAGUGGGAAUUGUAGUACGUCCUGCCACCAGGCAGUGGAAGUGUCGCCCGCAUUUCAUGUGAACGAGACUUGGUGCCAGACGAAAGCAGACGACGGCACACUCUUCAGAUACCACGUUGAAAAGGAUGAGACAGGCAGAGUCACCUUGAUGGUGAACACCAAAGAGGGUACUUCUAGGCAGACAUUCAAGUGGGUGGUGCUGGGCUCAGUGCUGGGCCUGGUGUGUGUCGGACUGAUCGUCAUUGUGGGUUACCGCAUCGCGGUGGAGGUCUACGACCGGAAAGAGUUCAGCCGUUUUGAAAAGGAGCGCAAAGAGGCCAAGUGGAACGAGGCAAAUAAUCCAUUGUUCCGGAGCGCCACCACUACGGUUAUCAACCCCAAAUACAGUAAUUAAGAAAAGGAAAAUAAUAAUAAUAAUCAUAAAAAACAAAGUAAUCACAUCUUGAGAAGACAGCUCUACCGGGCUUUGUUUCCCUCUAAGUCCACAGCCAGUCCAUGAGGCUCAGGAAGCUUGUAAUGUUAAACAAUUGGACCAAGGUGCCUUGUUUUCCUUUGCCCUCCUCACUCCUUUCUCCUUUUGUGUCAUGUCCUUCUGGAUAAUAAACCUGAAGAUAGAGACUGUGAGUUGUUUCUUAUCGCUUAGGUAAGGAGCUGUGGCGAAGUGUGAUACAAACAAACCAUACAAUGUAAACACAACCUCUUACGAUGGAUAGAAUGUAGCUCAAGUGUGUGCAGCUUGUAGUCCCGCAGAUAUUGUUGGAUCACAGAAACACUGGAGAAUGACUUCACUCCCUGCAAACUUGAAGUGAAGAUCUGAGGAAUUACUAUACCUAGCAGCUAAAAACGGAACCUCAAAAUUAAGCCAGUAACUUUUACUGGCUCUUAUUUCUGCAAAUGUUGGAGGUUUCUGAGAGGGACGAAGAAGUAAUAUGUAAGGUUCUUGUUAUUUUAAUGUAAAUUCUGAAAAGAGCACAUCCAAUUAAACUAAUUUGUCCAGA